Messenger RNA from Gymnodraco acuticeps, 3337 nucleotides. RefSeq names its product forkhead box N4 (gene foxn4). Lineage: Eukaryota; Metazoa; Chordata; Actinopteri; Perciformes; Bathydraconidae. The record is from RefSeq and is a predicted model, not a curated record. The transcript is spliced from 10 exons. Bases 762 to 2312 code for a protein of 516 amino acids. Gene Ontology annotation, biological process: regulation of transcription by RNA polymerase II. Gene Ontology annotation, molecular function: DNA-binding transcription factor activity, RNA polymerase II-specific; transcription cis-regulatory region binding.
CACAAGUAGCGACUCAAAUCGUCUUAGACCUGAUCGAGAGAGCUUACUGGGAAUAACCUGACAGGAAGAGAUAGCGGAGCAAAAUGGAUAUUUAAUUUUUAUGCAUUUUUUGUUUAACUUUUCUAACCCUAUUACGCUUAAUCUGAUUUUUUGUUGUUGUUCCAACCUACUCUAAAUAGCUUCAACAGGAUUUAGGCCUUAACUCGUGUAGGCUAUUUGGUGUUUUGAUAAGACGCACCUGUGUGCCACGACCACUGGAGGGACACGCACACAGGAAAGAAAGACAGUGGGCAUAUUUUCUCCAAAAAUCCAAUAAUCUUAUAUUUCUAAUAACGAUCUAAUAGGCGACUACAUUUGGGGGAAGUAGGACCUGACUUUUAAUACAAGGACUUGUUUGGGUGCAGUUGAGGAGCGCACCACUACCGCACUGUGGCACAAAGUCCCCCAAAAACUGAGAGAAAAAUAAAACCUCGACAUCUCUACUCCUGCCGUGUGAAGUGUGGACGUUGUAGGGACUGUUAACAGGCACUGCAUUAAUAGCAGCUGUCAAACUCAUGGUAUCCUCCUGCCCCCCGGGCGCCUGGGAGCUCUGCUGAAGUCUCCACUGCGCAUGUGCGAGCGCUGGACAGCUCCAGAGAGGGAAAUUUAAAAACGGUUUUUUGAGAAUCAAGUGCAACACAGUGAAAUACAGUACAGGGGCUCCGACCAGCUCACACUUUCUUCAAUAUCAUCCAAAACAGUGGUACCACAUAUCCCAGGAAAUGAUAGAAGGUGGAAUAACAUCCAUGAUGUCAGGAAUCAUUGAGAAUGCGGGGCAUCAUCCGUCUCCACAGGACUACAGGCUUCUGACCACGGACCCCUCCCAGCUUAGGGAGGAGGACCUCCCUGGGGACCUGCAGUCUCUGUCAUGGCUCACCUCAGUGGAUGUGCCCCGGCUCCAGCAGAUGGCUGAUAGCAGAGGCCUCAGUAACGGCCCCCCCCAGGGCAGCCUGUUGGAGCAACAGACAGCUCAACUGAGCAACAUGACUGCGAUGACGGCGGGUCAAGGCUCCAUGCUGCACCUCCAGAGCAACAUGCAGCACAGCCCUCUGGGAAUCAGCAUCAUCAACACCCACAGCGGAAGUAUGUCUCCAUUCUCCAUGACUGGGAUGCCCUCUCCGGGAUACCAGUGCCCUACCUCAGUCUACCAGUCUGCCCCCCAGCAGGUGUACUCUCUUACCCAAACCGGACAACAGUGUUCAACUGGUGGGCUUUAUAGCAAUGUCUCUUUCAACAACCAAAGUCUUUUCACACAACCUCGUCUGGCUCCACAAGACCAGGAGCUGCAGCCCAAGUCUUUCCCCAAGCCAAUCUAUUCCUACAGCUGUUUGAUUGCCAUGGCUCUGAAGAACAGCAAAACUGGCAGCCUCCCAGUCAGUGAGAUCUAUAGCUUUAUGAAGGAUCACUUCCCUUAUUUCAAGAUUGCACCUGAUGGAUGGAAGAACUCAGUCAGACACAACCUGUCCUUAAACAAAUGCUUCGAGAAAGUGGAGAACAAGACGAGCAGCUCCUCCCGUAAGGGCUGUCUGUGGGCGCUGAACCCUGCCAAAAUUGACAAGAUGGAGGAAGAGAUGCAGAAGUGGAAACGCAAGGACCUUCCAGCCAUCCGCCGCAGCAUGGCUAACCCUGAUGAGUUGGACAAACUGAUCACAGACCGCCCAGAGAACUGCAGGCGUAAGGCUUUAGAGGCCGGCAUGACCCGCCUCCCCAGCUGUCCCUCCGGCCUCCCGCUGUCCGUCCCGUCCCAGAUGCAGCCUCAGCCGAUUGUCACGCUGUCCCUGCCCUGUUUACCCAUGCACCAGCACCACCAGCUCCAGGCCCAGCUCCACGCUCAGGCCCGCCUCGCCCCCAUGUCCCCAGCCCCGGCCCAGACACCCCCCCUCCACACCGUCCCUGACCUCUGCCACAGUCCACUCACCCAGCACUCCAACAAGCAGCAUGAAGACUUCUACAUCGUGCACGGUGAUACGCACACAGAGGUGGACGCACUGGACCCCAGCAUCAUGGACUUUGCCCUUCAAGGUAAUCUGUGGGAGGAAAUGAAGGACGACAGCUUUAACCUGGAUGCUUUGGGCACCUUCAGUAACUCGCCCCUCCGACUAUCAGACUGUGACUUGGGAACAGCCCACCUGACUCCCAUGUCCAACGGAGCAAACCUGCCGCUGUCAGAUGUGCAAGUGACGGGUCUCUACACCGCCUACACCACCCAGGAUCACCUGGCCUCCCAGUAUAUGGGUGCACAGGCCAACAACAAGCCCAUCGCCCUGUUAUGAAGCAGCUGAACUGUGUCAAACAGAGUCAACCUGAUUUAUUCAACCGUCUUUGGAUAUCUGUGGAAGCCAACUGAGGUCAAAAUCUGAAUGAUUUUGUGCUCCUACAAAUCAAACUGCUUUCCUACAGUCAGCCGGGAACUACUUCACAAAUCAUUUCACAUAAAGCCCACAAGUGCUCACUAAGAACUAAAACUGCUGAUAAAUUAAGAGAAGAAGAUUAAGAAGAAAGAAAAUAUGUAAGAUUUAAGAAACCUAGCUUUGCCGAGCGAAGACUCAAAGCUUGCAUGAGUACAAAGACUAUGUGGAGAUGUACGCUUUAGCGUCCUCAAGUUUUUCUUUCUGCGUUGUAAAGCCCUAACAUACUGUAGAUUCCCGUCUCUUGUCUGUUGUAUUGUGCUAGACAUUAUUGCUGUGAUGUUUUAUUUAUAUUUAUGAAAAGGCAGCUGGAGAAGGUGAUGACUCUAGCAAUCUUUUGCUGUAUAUAUUUGAAUGUUUCAAAUUGCUAUCGCCACAGAAAAGCUUUCUUUUGACUGAGUUUACCCACUUCAUUCCAAAAUGCCAUUGUGUGCCAACAUUUUGAGUAAUCCAGAUUUUACACAUUAUUAUUUUACACAAUGUGAAUAACAUGUCUCAAAGUCAGAUGUAUAUUAUGUUCAUUAACUUGAUCAUAAUAAAAAUCAAAUGGGGAAUAAAAUAAGUUUGUUUUGCCAAAAAUAUAUGAAUGACAUUUAUUAACAAACAGUCUUUAGUAUAUCACACAGAAGAGAGAAUUCAUAUACAUUCAGAUGAAAUGUCAAGGCUGAUAUUUUGAUCAGAGGUGAGCUAAAUUAAGCCAUCACUUGAGGGCCCAUUUUUGAAAUUAAUGUACAACCUGAGUCUUGAGAAUUACUGCAUUAUAUCAGAGAAACACCAACAAAUGAAAGCAAAGUUCAUAAUUAUAACAUGCAAUGUCGCAGUAACUCCUAACAUUCAUAUCAUAAUCUUAGCACACACAACACUACAGCAUAAAUACAAAUAAACAGACU